AUGAGAUGUGUUCACCGCAUUUUGCUUAAGGUGAUGAAGGAAGAAGACAGCAUUUCUGUACACCACAUCGGUAUGCCAAUGAUGUUGUAUCAAAUAACACCUUUCCUCCAUCUCCAUGAAUGCUCUAUACUCCUGAACUGCAAAACCUACACAGCAAGCGAGUAUGGUCCCUACCUCUCCUUUCCACACAAUAACGCUGCACAGCAUCUCUACGCCCCAAAGCGCAGACUCUUUGCAGGCGUCGAGAAAAAGGUGCAGAUCUCAAAAAUAUUUCGCAGACCAGGACCCAAUACAGCCGUGGCCGACGAGAAUGCGACUGAAGAAGAUGCCACAGAAUACGACAACGAUUCAUUCAAUCACGCCGAAUGCGAGGUCACCAAUCACGAUAUCUACAAUUUCCACAACAAUUCCGAUUGUGACGCAACUGUUGACAACAUCGACGUCACCACCAAGGCCAACGACGAAGUAGCUGAAAUUGAGUCAGUCUUCGAAAUGAGGCCGCUUAUUGCAACUUCUAAUCUACGAUGA
This is a messenger RNA of Protopolystoma xenopodis, 528 nucleotides long. The record is from the annotation of a GenBank genome assembly. Lineage: Eukaryota; Metazoa; Platyhelminthes; Monogenea; Polystomatidea; Polystomatidae.